UAGCCCCACACCGGAUCUCGGGGGACGCCUCUGGAGCCUCGCUGCGAGGUGUUCACGACGUCGGAUGUUUGGGAAGGCCGCUGGCGGGAUGCCGGGCGCAUCCGCCAGCUCCGGCCCGACGGGCUGGACGGGGGCCUGGCCGGCAGGCCUGAAGCCUGGCUCGCGGGUGCGCCUGGAGGGCCUCACUGCCGAGGAGGCGCGGUUCAACGGCGUCUCCGGGACCCUGCGCGGUGCUGACCGCGAUGGCUCGCGCCUUCUGGUGGAGGUGAGGGGCGAGGCGAGGAUGUUCCGACCGAAGCACGUGGCAGCGCUGGAGGGCCAGCAUCGGAGGGCGCCUGCAACCACAUCUGCACGGAUCCUGACCGGGCCGAUCCUGGGCCCAGGAUCAGAGUGAGUG
Messenger RNA from Prorocentrum cordatum, 397 nucleotides. The record is from the annotation of a GenBank genome assembly. NCBI's taxonomy places the organism in Eukaryota, Dinophyceae, Prorocentrales, Prorocentraceae.